GGCUCGGCCCGGCCGCCGGUGCGCGGCUCUAGGAGCGCCCCGGGCCCGGCCCGGGCGGCUGCGGCGGCGGCUCUAGCCCGAGGCCUCGGUGGCACCCGCGCGCCGCGCCGCAGCCAUGGCCCUGGUGACCCUGCAGCGCUCGCCGACGCCCAGCGCCGCCUCCUCCGCCAGCAACAGCGAGUUGGAGGCUGGCAGCGAUGAGGAUCGGAAGUUAAACCUCAGCUUAAGCGAGAGCUUUUUCAUGGUGAAAGGAGCAGCCCUCUUCUUACAGCAGGGAAGCAGCCCUCAAGGCCAGCGAAGCCUGCAGCAUCCCCACAAGCACGCAGGUGACUUGCCCCAGCAUCUGCAAGUGAUGAUCAACCUUCUGCGUUGUGAAGAUAGAAUCAAGCUGGCCGUGCGCCUGGAGAGCGCCUGGGCGGAGCGGGUCCGGUACAUGGUGGUGGUGGACAGCAGCGGGCGCCAGGACACGGAGGAGAGCAUCUUGCUGGGCGUCGACUUUUCCAGUAAGGAAAGUAAAAGCUGCACCAUUGGGAUGGUUCUCCGACUGUGGAGCGACACGAAAAUCCACCUUGAUGGCGACGGUGGCUUCAGCGUCAGCACCGCAGGAAGGAUGCACGUCUUCAAGCCCGUAUCUGUCCAGGCCAUGUGGUCCGCCCUGCAGGUCCUUCACAAGGCCUGCGAGGUGGCAAGGAGGCACAACUACUUCCCCGGGGGCGUGGCUCUCCUCUGGGCCACCUACUACGAGAGCUGCAUCGGCUCCGAGCAGAGCUGCAUCAACGAGUGGAACGCCAUGCAGGACCUGGAGUCCACGCGGCCCGACUCCCCCGCCCUGUUUGUCGACAAGCCAACGGAAGGGGCGAGGACCGAGCGCCUCAUCAAAGCCAAGCUCCGCAGCAUCAUGAUGAGCCAGGACCUGGAGAACGUGACCUCCAAAGAAAUCCGCAAUGAAUUGGAGAAACAGAUGAACUGUAACUUGAAAGAAUUCAAGGAAUUCAUAGACAACGAGAUGCUGCUCAUCCUGGGGCAGAUGGACAAGCCCUCCCUCAUCUUCGAUCACCUUUAUCUCGGCUCUGAAUGGAAUGCAUCCAAUCUGGAGGAGCUGCAGGGCUCAGGUGUUGACUACAUCUUAAAUGUCACUAGAGAAAUAGAUAAUUUUUUCCCUGGCUUAUUUGCAUAUCAUAACAUCCGAGUCUAUGAUGAAGAGACAACAGACCUUCUCGCCCACUGGAACGAGGCGUACCACUUUAUAAACAAAGCCAAGAGGAACCACUCCAAAUGCCUGGUACAUUGCAAAAUGGGUGUCAGCCGCUCCGCUUCCACGGUCAUAGCUUAUGCGAUGAAGGAAUUCGGCUGGCCCCUGGAAAAAGCGUACAACUACGUGAAGCAGAAGCGCAGCAUCACGCGCCCCAACGCCGGCUUUAUGAGGCAGCUGUCUGAGUAUGAAGGCAUCUUGGACGCGAGCAAACAAAGGCACAACAAGCUCUGGCGCCAGCAGACCGAGAGCCGCCUCCAGCAGCCUGGGGAUGACCUCGCGGGGUCCGGGGACUUCUUGCCGGAGACCCUGGGUGACACCCGGGAAGCCCGGCUGUCCUGCUUGGACGAUGCUGCCCAGCCUGGGUUCCCAGGAGGAGGAGGAGGACCCUCUCUCUCCUGCUGCUUCCGGCGGCUCUCAGACCCCCUCCUGCGUUCCCCCAGCGACGAAACCGGCGGCCUGGUCCAGCUGGAGGAUCUGGAGAAGGAUGCUCUGUUGGAUGAAGCAGCUCAGCCUCCAGCAGCGCCCAAGCCAGCCCGACCUCCCCAGGAAGGCCCCGGGCCCUGUGAGAAGGAGGUGAAGAAGAAAGCAGAGUUUGGAAGCCCGAAAGCCCAGAGUGGCCCCUUGCCGCCGGUAGAGGAGAUGGAAAGGGAGGAGGCUCCCGGAGGAGGGAGGUGCGGCAGGUCCCCGGCCCAGCUGCCUAAGAACCUGCUCAACCGGGAAAACCUAAAUAAUAACAAUAGCAAGAGGAGCUGUCCGGACGACUUUGAGCACGAUGCUCUCUUUGGGAUCCUCAACAAAGUGAAGCCUUCCUACAACUCCUGUGCCGACUGCAUGUACCCUACAGCCAGCGGGGCUCCCGAGGCCUUCGGGGAGCGGCGCGAGGCCCCUGGGGCCCCCGCCAUCUGCACCCAGCCAACCUUCCUGCCCCACCUCACGUCCUCCCCGGUGGCCCACACAGCCAGCCGGUCCCGAGCCCUGGCCCUGGAGAAGCUGGCCUCCGGCCCCCCCGAAACUCCCCCACUCCUGCCACCAGCAGGCCCCAGGAGGCCGGACCCCGGGGGCCCUGGGCCCAGGGCUGCCCCAGAGCCGCCGGCCAGCCCUUUGGAACCUUCCAGAGAGACCCCAAAAGUCCUGCCAAAGUCCCUCCUUUUGAAGAAUGCUCACUGUGAUAAGAACCCUCCCGGCAUGGAAGUGGUAAAGGAGGAAUCGCCACCCAAGAAGGACGUGAAGCCGGCCAAGGACCUGCGGCUGCUGUUCAGUAAGGAAGCCGAGAAGCCGAGCGCACACAGCUACCUGAUGCAGCACCAGGAGUCCAUCAUCCAGCUGCAGAAGGCGGGCUUGGUCCGCAAGCACACCAAAGAGCUCGAGAGGCUGAAGGGCGCGCCCGCAGACCCGGCGGCCCCCCUCAGGGACGGCCCCGCCAGCAGGCUGGAGGCCAGCAUCCCCGAGGAGAGCCAGGACCUGGCUCCUGACCUGCUGCCGCCGGGGGCGAGCGACGAGAAGCCAGAAGCCACCCCCGUCCCGCUGGAGGGAGCCUCGCUGAAGAGCCCCUCUCCCUUCCUCUGCCGCCUGGACCACACCAGUCACUUCUCGAAAGACUUCCUGAAGACCAUCUGCUACACGCCCACCUCGUCCUCCAUGAGCUCCAACCUGACCCGGAGCUCCAGCAGCGACAGCAUCCACAGCGUCCGCGGGAAGCCGGGGCUGGUGAAGCAGCGGACGCAGGAGAUCGAGACGCGGCUCCGGCUGGCGGGCCUCACCGUCUCGUCCCCGCUCAAGCGCUCACACUCUCUUGCCAAGCUCGGAAGCCUCGACUUCUCCACAGAAGACCUGACCAGUGAGGCCGACGUGUCCACCAUCGCCGACUCCCAGGACGCCAAGUCGAGCGAGGCCUCCUUCUUGCACGAGCCCCAGGCCACCCCGCGGAACCCAGCCGCCCCCUCGAAACCAUCAGGGAAACCCGCGCCAGAAAACUUGAAAAGCUCCUCGUGGCUGAGCAAAAGCUGACCCGCCAUCCGCUGAUCACAUGACCCCUCCCUGAGGCUCACCAUGGGUUUCGGUCAGCCCCUCGUGUCUCGCUUUCCCUCAAACAGCGGCGUUUAAGAACUCGCAGCCCGGGAGGAAAGGGGAGUGUGUGUUGCGUGGCCAGCAGACUCUGAGCCCGAGUCAUGCGUUUCCCAGAAGAAUCGUGCUGCAGGGCAUGUACAGAUCCGCACACACGUCAGAGUACUCCGUUUGCAACAGGCACAGAACAGCUGUGGUGGCGGCCUCGCCGCCCGGCGCACGGUCCUAGCUCGUUCAGCCCGCGUGGGCAAAGUCUUGGAUGGCAAUAUCAGUCCUACCUCUGUUCUUGCUGUGCUUUUUAUGUCUAAAAUACAGUGAUGACCAAGGCUCAUUCCAGGGAAUACUGCUGUGUCAGAAAAGGGGUUCCCAAGAAGGAAUUUGGCUGUUGUUGUUUGGGACCCCAAAAGGUGUUAGGAUUUCUGACUUGACCAUACCGAGCCCUGCAAGGUACAGGGGUUCGAAGGCGUCCGAGGCUGUUGCGGAACCAGCUCUGGGGCGUGGGCCUCUGUGCUGCCGACUCCUCGGUGCUGGCGUGUGGUGAACGCGGAGUGAUGUGCCUCUGGCCGCACCGGGGUCCGGUGGGGGAGGAACGUGUGUGAUGUCCUCAGUUGUUGCUUAUGGUGGAUUUCAAAUUGCCCCCCCGUCUCGGGGGAGAACCCAGGAGCACUGUUGGUCUCCUCUGCUGUUGAGCGCCGUGGCGGGGAAGAGGUGUUGACAGUGUCCGGGGGCCCGGGGUCCUGAGAUGCAGACUGUCCUGCCAGGGACCCGGCACUCAGGUUCACUCAUUGUCACAUCUGCUGGUAUUUGGGGGGGGCGGGAGAAGACCCAGUAGUGAGAAACGAUCAGUUCCUCCCUAAGAGCAGCUUCUGUGAAAGAAACGUGACUGUUGCAAAGAUUUUCCAUGUUUACAGUUGCCCCUUCCUGGUGGGGACGCUGCUGCCCGCUCCUCUCUGGCGGCUCCCAGUGGGAGGACGGGGCGCGGGAGGGCCUGCGGUCCCCGCCGGGCUCUGAGCGGCCGCGUUAGAGUCAGGUGAGCUCAGUGCCUCGAUACCUCGGCUCUGAGCUUGAGUGGAGGGUCGCCUGGUGUCGGUCAGCAAGACAGGAUGUUAACAUUUUGAGAAGAGAGAAGGGGCUCGGUUAGAAAGGUUGAAUUCAGGGGUCAGCAAACUAGUAUGUGGUCCCAUGAGCUAAGAAUGGUUUUUACGCUUUUCAGGGGUUACCAAAAAAAUUAAUAGGCAACGAAGACCACGUAGCCUGCAAAGCCUAAGAUGUUUAUUGUCAGGCCCUGUACAUGCAAAGUCAGCUGGCCCCUGGGUCUGUCGGACAGCACAGGCCACCCAGAGCCCUCUUGGAAGAAACGGGGCCUCUUGACGCCUCCGGCCAAAUCCUUCUCCCAACCCAGACCUUGCAGCCCACCCCAGGGUACCUCCUGCAGGGCGGGGCGGCUGUGUUUGGGCGGGACACUCCUGGCUGGUCUGCCAGGUUAAUUCUGUGAAACUAGAAGGCCUUCCAGAACCAGCCAGAUUCUGAAAGGGGGUGAAUGAGUUGCCAUCAGACAUUGGUCAGAAUGGGACCCCCGACAGCCAUCUUUCUAGAAGUACCAGGCAGGGGCUUCGGGGACCAGGCUAGUCCAUAUUUCAACCAGUGCGAGAGUUUGUUUUGGUUUGUUUGUUUUUGUUUUUUGUUUUUUGCAAAAACCCUCUCUCCAGCAACUUUUUCUCCCCAACUGUAUCCUUUUUAAAAAAAUAUAUGUUAUUUUUACUUUAUAGGAAUUUUUUUUUCCCACCACCAUUCACUGAAACCACCUUAAAAGGUGAUUAUUCACUUUUCCCAAAACCCCUUUUAGGUUUUUCGCCCCCUCUCUCAGCCAACAAAAGCAUAUUCUCAAAAAUAAAUAAAUAAAUAAAAAAUCAAGUUCAGUAUGUCUUGCCAAAUUAAAUUUCAUGUGGUGGAUCAAUUUUUGUGUCAAAAUAAUCCUUUAGGUUUGGUGAUGAAAGGCUGUUUUGCUUUUUUAAACCAUGUGUAUGAGAGCGAUACAUUUUUGAAAACUUUAAUUUUGAAAGCCAUAAUUUUUCCUAUCCAGUGAAAAGGUGGGAGGAGGAUGACAGGUCUGAGUGGGUUUUUGGCUUUUGUCGAAAUUAUCGAUGCAUUUCUCAGAAGCACAAUUUGUAUAUUAACAUCAAAAACCAGGGCCCCAUCGUCAGAACAAAACGAAGAGGCAUCCUUGAGGUGGUGGGUAGGCUUUUCCCACAGACCCACGUCAGUUGCGUGUUGACAUCUGGCAAAUCGCUACCUGAAAUACACUGACGAGAGCAUCCUGCCAGGCAUGUUGCUCUCUGAAAGGAAGGUUUGCCCCCUACGCUGCACCGUAUCCUCCCCGAUGUUCAGUCUGUACUCUUCGCUGGUGGGGAAAAUUCCUAAGGCGAGUGGCACAAGUCAGAGGCAGGGUGCGUGCCCUGGAAGUCCUGGACAUCGGCGACUGCCCCCUUCGUGGAAUGCCGUUGUCUGAUGAGAGAACAAACAUUUUCUCAGCUGCAUUUCAUUGUCACCUCACCUUCCCCAACCCCCACCCCCACUUUUAGUCACAUGGCACGCCAAAGGUUCGAGGGAACUAGAUCUUCCUGUUGCACUGGUACAGGGGGUCACCUUGCCAGGAGUUGUUAGGUAUAAGGGGGAAGCUGAUCCUGGAGCUAGGAGAUGCCACUUUGACGAUGUCGCUUUCCAUUUCUUUGUCUUGGAGCAAUGUCUGUCAUUGCGUGAGCUUCUUCAGAACAAGGUUCUUACUCUUGCCGUUUCCCUGCCUCCUUGGUCUCAGACUCCUGGGCUGGUGACAGCUCUCUGCCAGGUGAUGACACCCUGCCCACCUGGUGUGCAGGUCACUCAUCAGGCCCUCAGGUGGCUGCAUGCUCCAGCCCCCUUCCCCCCUCCACCCGCCCUCGCCCUCGCAGCUGAAAGCAUUCCAGCCCAUCCUAAAGCCUCUUCCCUCGUGGGCACGCCCAGAGGAUGCCACAGGUUGGAGCCAAGUUUGCAAUAGAAUUAACACUUUCAGGACAGCACUGCACCCCGGCCGUCUUGUCUCCCCCCACAGGCCCGAUCCUAGAAGAUGGAUGAAUCCCCCUGCUCCCCCGGGGCUGUUUCCAUUGGGA
This is a messenger RNA of Eptesicus fuscus (big brown bat), 6465 nucleotides long. It is a transcript of the gene SSH1, whose product is annotated as slingshot protein phosphatase 1. Gene Ontology annotation, molecular function: protein tyrosine/serine/threonine phosphatase activity; actin binding. Lineage: Eukaryota; Metazoa; Chordata; Mammalia; Chiroptera; Vespertilionidae. Gene Ontology annotation, biological process: negative regulation of actin filament polymerization; actin cytoskeleton organization; protein dephosphorylation. The transcript has 15 exons. The record is from RefSeq and is a predicted model, not a curated record. Gene Ontology annotation, cellular component: cytoplasm. Bases 116 to 3262 code for a protein of 1048 amino acids.